This is a messenger RNA of Zootoca vivipara (common lizard), 2159 nucleotides long. RefSeq names its product decaprenyl diphosphate synthase subunit 1 (gene PDSS1). The record is from RefSeq and is a predicted model, not a curated record. Gene Ontology annotation, molecular function: prenyltransferase activity. Lineage: Eukaryota; Metazoa; Chordata; Lepidosauria; Squamata; Lacertidae. Gene Ontology annotation, cellular component: transferase complex; mitochondrion. Gene Ontology annotation, biological process: isoprenoid biosynthetic process; ubiquinone biosynthetic process.
GCUGCUCGGCGAGGGGAGGCGGCCCUUGAGCAGCGGCGGGAGAAGCAGGCCUGGCGCCGAGGACGACGCGGCCAUGGCCUUGGGCUGGUGGCACCGCUGCUGCUGUCGCUGCGCCGGCUCUUCCCGUGCGGCGUGGCUCGCCGGUUCCGGGCGGGCCUUGGGCUCCUCGGCUAACGGCGGCGGAAGGCAGCGGCGGGCUGUGGGGCCGGCGGCGCCCGCGUGGAAGGCGGAGGCGGCGAGACCUGAUUUUCUUGGGAGAAGUUCAGCUCUAUCCAUUUUAAAAAUUCGUAGUAUAUUUUGCAGGUUUCACCACACAACGCUGCAAUUGCACAGCUGUGGUACAGCAGUUAGUGAUGAAAAAUAUAAGGAUCCUUUUAAACUGGGAAGGAAAGACUUGAAUAAUCUCUAUGAAGAUAUUAAAAAGGAAUUAUGGGUAUCUACUACAGAACUGAAAGAAAUGUGUGAAUAUUACUUUGAUGGCAAAGGGAAGGCUUUUCGACCAAUGAUUGUGGUGCUAAUGGCUAGAGCGUGCAAUAUUCAUCAUAAUAACUCCGGGGAAGUACAGGCAAGCCAGCGUUCUAUAGCAGUAAUUGCAGAAAUGAUCCAUACAGCUACUCUCCUUCACGAUGAUGUUAUUGAUGAUGCAAAUUCACGGAGAGGAAAACAAACAGUCAAUCAAAUUUGGGGGGAAAGGAAGGCAGUCCUAGCUGGGGAUUUCAUCCUUUCUGCGGCCUCUUUAGCAUUAGCACGUAUUGGAAGCGCAACCAUUGUUUCUGUGAUAACGCGUGUGAUUGAGGAUCUGGUGCACGGCGAAUUUCUUCAGUUGGGUUCCAAAGAAAACGAAAAUGAGAGAUUUGCUCACUACCUCGAAAAGACCUUUAAGAAGACUGCGAGUCUUAUAGCAAACAGCUGUAAAGCAGUUUCCAUUCUAGGCUGCCCUGAUCCAGAGGUGCAUGAGAUUGCAUUCCAAUAUGGAAGAAACAUCGGGAUAGCAUUUCAGUUGAUAGAUGACGUUCUGGAUUUUACAUCCUGUUCUGAUCAGCUGGGAAAGCCAACGUCGGCAGACCUUAAGCUUGGUAUAGCCACUGGUCCUGUCUUAUUUGCUUGUCAGCAGUUUCCAGAAAUUAAUGCCAUGAUAAUGAGACGGUUCAGUUUGCCAGGAGACACUGAACGUGCCCGGGAGUAUGUAUUACAGAGUCAUGGUGUGCAGCAAACGACCUACCUCGCCCAGCGCUACUGCCAUAAAGCAAUGAGAGAGAUCAGCAAGCUCAGACCAUCCCCUGAAAGAGAUGCCCUCAUUCAACUAGCAGAAAUAGUCAUCGCCCGAGACAAAUGACACAGCUGCCAGAAUGAGUUGUAAUGAAGGAGAUAUUUACCAGACUGUGCCUAAAGCUACGUGGUGGAAUAUCUUGGCUUGCUUCCAGUGCAGUUACCAAAAUUUAAGUUCUCCUCACUGAAAUAAAUAUAACUAGGUUUAUGAAGUAAAAAUGUUUUAUUGAAGGAAGCCAUACAAAAAUGAUGAAACAAGAUCAAUCUGUUAAACUGGUAGCAAUGCCUUGUGCCUGUAUUUUUAAUUGGGGGGGGGGUCUUGUUUUUGUCAUGGGCACUGUUUACAUCAUUCAAUAUUGACACCCAAGGCCACAAUGAAUAAAUACAAUCAAUGUGUUGAAAAUCACUUUUGCAAACUCCUUGGUGUGUGCUGGGAGUAUAAGAAAGAUACUAAGAAUGAUCUAAUUGCCUAUUAGUUUCAGAGUACCAAGAAUAUUAAAGGAGUAUGGUUUAUUAUAAAAAGACCACAUUUUUUGGUAAAUAAACAGGUUAUAUACAAUUUUAAGAUUUCCAAUUUAUAAAGGGAAUACAGAUAGUUUUUACGGAUUGCUAACUGAUCUCAGAAAUAACAGAUUAACAAUUAGGAAAAGGCAAGAAAGCAUUUAAUAUAGUUAGGUUUGUUUAAGGUAAGGCGGCAAGGGAUGCUUCAGUAUUUAAUGCCACACUAGAAAACAACUGUAACCACUCGAACAGCCAGUACACCUGCUCUUUCAUCAUUUAAUUUUAAUACCCAUUAAGACGGUUCAGUCCAAAUAAAUCUUUACUACAUACAGUAAAAAAAAAAUCCCUUACUAAAUCAUAAUCUGCCUUAGAUUAUCUAAGUAAUACAA